AUGAAGAGUGAAGAGAAGAAAAGAUUCCUGGAGAGAAGGGACAUCAGAGUCCAGGUGGAGAAGGGCGGAGUCACGCAGACUGUCAGAGGAGUCCUGAACAGGUCAGCUGGACGCUCUCACAGCGUGAGCAAGUUCAGAGGUCACCUGAGCCAGGCGGGACGGAGCCUGCUGGCGUUUUUGUUCGGGCUGCUGCUGGCGUCUCUGUAUGGACUCUUGGGUCUCCUCCUGCAGAACCAGCCGCUGUGGUUCUGUGUCAAAACCACGCUGGCAUUGGGCGGCCUGGCAGCCUUUGGUAUGGGCCUGUCAACUGGAGUCCGGGCCAGCGUCAUGGUGAUGCUGCCUUCACUGUGCUCAAGUCGUGGCAGGAACCUGGUUCUCCUCCUGUAUGUGUCGGUUCUGCUGUCUGGUCCGCUGGCCAACACCCUGGAGAACAGUGAGCGAGCAGCCUCCAGCCUGCUGUGUGGAGCUGAGCUGGCAGCCAAUCAAACGCAGGAGCUGAUGCAGCGAGCAGCCACGCCCCUUUUCUCUGCGUUGGAUGAAAUCAGAGCGAUCAGCAGGAAUGCUUACGCUGUCGCAGGACGAGUCCAAAACUUGAUCCACAGUCUGACAGACAGCGUUCGACAUGUUGCUCGCACUCUGAGGAACGUCCUGCACUUCCUGGUCGACAUCGGAGACGUCUGCAACUCCAAGCUGGGCUCCCCGUACAGGAAGUGUCGGUCGGUGUUUGCCGAGGCCCGCAGCGACUGCUCUGACCUGCUGGGCGACUUCGACUUCCUGUGUGACAUCGUGGACGCCUUCCUGCCGCUCUGCAGCAUCGCCCGCGCCGGUGAGCUGUUCUGCAUCAUUCCCUCCUACAUCGCAGAACACCUGAAGGAACGUCUGGCAGAUCCGACCAUCGCAGCAUUUCAGAAGCUGAAGCGGGAAUUUGAGUUCAACAUCACAGCGUCAGUGAACCUGGAAGUGGAUGCUAACAGCAGCCGCUCGCUGCAGCAGGUGUCUCAGGACAUCAUGAAGGAGCUUUCAGCAGAUCUGCGGGUGUUUGAGAAGCUGAGCGAGCCGCUGACCUACCUGAGCCUGGUGCUGCUCGCCUGGUCCUUCCUGAGGGCGGUGCAUUACAGACGUAGGUAUCUCCAUGACCUCAACUUUGAUAAUAAUUACAUCACGGCUCAGUUUGAAGAGCUCGACCGACAGGUGACCUCGAGGGGCGGGGCCUCAGUCCUGCCAAUCACAAGCAGAGAAGCCAAGAUCUACAUCACACCUCUGUCAUUCCAGCUGACCUACAGAGAGCGGCGUGCAGUGCUGGUGGGCGUGGUCUCUGUCCUCAGACACCUACUGAUUGGCUGCCUGCUGGUGGGGCUAGACUUCCUGUUGUUCUGGAUUCUGGACCAGAUAAGCCACCAGUUGAAAGGGGACAUUGUGGCCAGAGCCCCGGUGACGUUUGAGGUUCUGGUGAAUGGAUCAGGUUACGCUUCAGACAUCUACAGAGACCUGCUGGCUUCCUUCAAGGUCCUGCAAGGAGGAAACAUCACAGUGGUCAGCAGGAAGUGUCUGCUGCAGCCGUCAGAGCCCAACACCACGACGAGCUUCAUCCUCGGGUUUCUGCUGGGUCUGGCUCUGCUCGUCUCUCUCACCGGAGGAUUGAUGGGGCGCUGCAGAAGAAUCAUCUGUGCUUCAUUUCAUCCAGAGAGAGAACUGGAGAGAAUCCAGUUCCUCCACCAACAGAUCCUGGAUCAGAGGAGGUCAGUGGGCGAAGCUCUGAGGAGGUCGGUGUUCAGGAUCAGAGUCGAUCGAGGAGGAGUACGGAGUCGAAUUCAGACUCUGCUGACACGGUUACCUGGAGGAGCUCACCUGUCUCGCCUGCUGUCACCGCCUGUCACCUGUCUGUCCUGUGGUGAGCAGGUGAAGCCGGAUGAUGACAACACCAUCACCUGUGACGUCCCACAGUGUUCAGGUCUGUACUGUCGGCCAUGUUUCCUCAGUUUGGACAACACGUGUGUCGUCUGCACGCGACCUCUGACCUUCCAGAAAGAUGAGGAGGAGGAGCUAGACUCCUCUGACGAUGAACAGUUGUGUUCUGCUGCUCUGAACUUGACACACUCGAAUAGGAGGAUCUCCACGGCAACAUGCCGAACAAACAGCCCAGUCAACAGAACAGACGAAGACUCUGAGCUCAGUGAAGCAGACAUGACGUACCAGGACCGACCCGGCUCUGAGGAGUCAGACAGCGACGACUCCUUUUACUCUGCUGACUCACAAGAAACCUCCUUCCUCCAGGACCAAGCCCUCGCUGCAGUCCUGGUACACACACCUCAAAACCUCCAGGACUCUCCAGGCCCCUGA
Messenger RNA from Stegastes partitus (bicolor damselfish), 2340 nucleotides. It is a transcript of the gene dcst2, whose product is annotated as DC-STAMP domain containing 2. NCBI's taxonomy places the organism in Eukaryota, Metazoa, Chordata, Actinopteri, Pomacentridae. The record is from RefSeq and is a predicted model, not a curated record. The transcript has 16 exons. Gene Ontology annotation, cellular component: membrane. Bases 1 to 2340 code for a protein of 779 amino acids.